AUGACAACCACUGGAACACCGUUAAUUGUGCGAGAUGCAUCAACCCCUCACAUGCGACCUCACACCACUUCAAAAUCCUCCUCAAAUCCCCACAACUCAAACUCAAACUCAAGCUUCAACCCAAACAUUUCUCUGAAUUCUAAUUCGAAUUCGAAUACCGAUAAAAAUAACAAUAGACGUCAUUCGCUCCCACUUCAUUUCCUUCCACCAAGUUUAUGGACAUCUAAUACUUCAACUGCCAGUCUUGUGGAAUCCGAAGAAGCUGCCCGUGGGGAACAUAUCCUAGACGAGGCUAAGGUUGCAAAUCGUCUUGCAGCUCUUCGUUCUCUCAACGGCGCGAAUCGAGCCGAUCAUCGUUAUGCGAAAUCCACGGGAGAAACAUUCAAUCAACCGGUGAUCGUGCGGACCUACUCAGGAGCUAUUCGACCUCGCUCUCAACAACGAGAUUCUAUUGCAGCCAAGAAACAGAAUGGAACAACGGGUCUAGCAUCAAACAAAAUGGAUAUGAAACUUCCGUCGGUGGAGGCUUUCAGCUUCAAGGGGAUUAUGGAUGAAAUAAAACAUGGUGUUAGUGACGAUUUAGAGAGGAUUGCGGAGAUAUGUGCAAGGAGCAAGUAUAGUUUGGCAAAUCAGCAUGAAUUCCAUCACCCCCCUCAUGGAUCGGGAGAUCGCAUACCUCAAAUUGGUAUUGUUUCCGCGACAGAUCUAGGUGUACCGACAUUACAGGCCGUUGAAUCGGAUGAAGUUUCUCCAAGACAAUUAGCCAGAAGCUCAAGAGGAAGUCGAAGGGGAAAAUCUGCCGCGUAUGGUACACUAGAGACCAUCAUAUCAUCAUCAAGAUCUUCUGACGAGGAUAAAUCCAGGAAAAAGCCUGCCGCUGUUUUGGAAGAUGAGGUUCGUGGAAGAGCAACAAGUAAGGAGGUUGAAGUAUCAACUCCAAGUCCCAAUGUGAUAAUAGAUGCUGCGAUCCCAGAAGCCAUCUCUGAAAGGAGCCCUACCUCCAAGCACGCCAGGCCAAGAUCUUCCACAUUUGCGUCCAUGGUUAUAGACAAUGCCCAAAGCUUCAGACAGGAACAUAAACCUCAAGUUUCAUCUCCUGCCUUCCUUUUAAGCGAACCUGCUCGACCUCAAACCUCGGGUGCGGACCUUGAACAUAUGCCUGCCCUUGAUGAACUUACUCCUGAUCGGCCUUCCACUUUCCAUGAGUUGACAUUACCAAAGCCUACUCUAAUACGCAAUGAGUCAAUAGCUUCCACACUGAGGCCUGAGACCUCGCCGAGAUCGUCUAUACUUGGUAGUUUGAGUUCGUGGCUACCAUGGAGUAAACCACCUAGUCCAGUGCGAACCUUUCAAGGCAGGGCGAGAAGUGGAUCGCAUGCAGAAGGAAGCUUGAGAAACUUGCUGAGGUCUACAGAAAUCGCUAGAAAGGGCAAAAAUGUUGAUAGCACUCCUUGA
Messenger RNA from Botrytis byssoidea, 1455 nucleotides. RefSeq lists its product as uncharacterized. The coding region runs from base 1 to 1455 and encodes 484 amino acids. The transcript has a single exon. NCBI's taxonomy places the organism in Eukaryota, Fungi, Ascomycota, Leotiomycetes, Helotiales, Sclerotiniaceae. The record is from RefSeq and is a predicted model, not a curated record.